UCUCCAUAUUCCGUGCCGAGCGGAUAGUUUUGGUAGCCGCAGUCGACAAGUUUCCUCUGUUUUCGUAAGAUCUGGAGGAUUUCUACUUGUUGUUUCACGUUCCUCCCCAGGCUGGUGGUACAUCAACUCGACUUGGGACGGACGGAAGCUUUGCCAUGCGGGCCAGCCGCCGAUUUUUCACCGAAGUGGUUGUGGUAGCGACUCGCAGGUAGCAGUUUUGAAGACGAUACGCGAGAAAAGUUGGACUAGUCCACCACCAUGUCGUGGGGGGCAGAUGAUACCAGCGUCCGCGUGGCGCUGAGAAUCCGCCCGCAGCUCGCCAACGAGAAGAUCGACAUGUGCCGGACGUGUACGCACGUGCCGCCGGGCGAGGCCAUGGUUACCCUGGGCAACGACAAGUCGUUUACGUACGAUUACGUUUUUGAUACGGACUCACAUCAGGACAGGAUAUAUGAAGCCUGUAUCCAGCCGCUGAUCGAGGGGUGUUUCGAGGGAUAUAACGCGACUGUACUGGCAUAUGGACAGACGGGUGCUGGUAAAACCUACACCAUGGGUACAGGGUUUGACGUCAGCAUCUCUGCGGAGGAGCAGGGCGUGAUCCCGCGUGCCGUGGAACACCUGUUCCGGGGAAUCGGCGAGCGACGAAAGGCCGCACUGGAGAGAGGAGACCCUCCGCCCGAGUUCAAAAUCAACGCACAGUUCAUGGAGCUUUAUAAUGAAGACAUCAAUGAUCUGUUUGACCCGUCCAAGGAACAUGGUAAGAAGUCUCACAUUAAGAUCCAUGAGGAUGCUACAGGUGGGAUCUAUACUGUAGGUGUCACCACCAGGGCUGUCAGCUCCAAGGAAGAGAUCAUACAGUGUCUGAAGAUGGGCGCCCUGUCCCGUACCACGGCCAGUACCAACAUGAACGCCCAGAGCUCGCGCUCCCAUGCCAUCUUCACCAUCCACAUCAAACAGCAGCGUGUCGUACGGAACACCGCGCCCGCCGGGGACGAGGAGGAAAAGGACGACACGGACAAGGAGACAGACACCGCCGCACUCAACGACUUCGAAACCCUGACGGCAAAGUUUCAUUUCGUAGAUCUCGCUGGGUCGGAGAGGUUGAAGAGAACUGGGGCUACAGGAGACAGACAGAAGGAGGGUAUUUCUAUUAACUGUGGCCUGCUGGCCCUGGGAAAUGUCAUAUCUGCUCUGGGAGACCCCAAGAAGAAGGGAAGCCACGUGCCUUACAGAGACUCUAAGCUAACCAGACUGCUGCAAGACUCCCUAGGUGGCAACAGCCGUACCCUGAUGAUAGCUUGUGUCAGUCCAUCCGACAGAGACUUCAUGGAAACACUAAACACGCUCAAGUACGCAAACCGCGCUAGAAACAUCAAGAACAAGGUCUCCGUGAACCAGGACAAGACCAGUAAAAUCAUUCAGGAGCUUCGAGCAAAGGUUGUGGAACUGGAGACAGAACUGUUGGAGUACAGACAGGGUCGUCGGACAAUAGGAGAAGAUGGAGUGGAGUGUAUAAAUGACAUGUUCCAUGAGAACACCAUGUUACAGACAGAGAACAAUCAACUCAGGAUGAGGAUCAAAGCCAUCCAGGAAACCGUUGAGAGCCAGGCUGCCCGGAUCAGUCAGCUGAUGACAGACCAGGCGCGCUGGCAGAUCCACCAGGCAGGCGAGGACGGAGAGGAUCAGGUGGGAUCCAUGAUCCAGGGAUACAUGAAGGAGAUCGAGGAACUCAGGGGAAAGCUGAUUGAAAGUGAGAGCAUGGUGACUCAUCUCCAGCGCAGGAUAUCCAACCAGGGAUUGUCUCUCUCCACGUCUCUGUCGUCCCGUAGCCCGUCUCACAUCGCUCUGACCGGUGGACUGGACACCUCCGACCUGACCAACCAGUUUGGAGGCGGCUCCCCAGUGUCUCCCAUCGCUGAAGACACAGAGAGCAUCAUAAGUCUGGCCAAGAAAGACCUGGAGAACCUUAAACACAGGAAGAGUCGAGUUAGAAAACGGCACAAUUCAGAAAGUUCUGACAAGGAAAACAGGAGCGAGGGAGAAGAAGAGCAGGAGGAAGGAGGAGAGAAGAAUGGAAUGGGAGAAGGAUCAGAGGAGGAGGAGGAAGAUGAGGAUGAGAACCAGGAGGAGAAGGAUGAGGAGGAGGAGGAGGGGAGCAGUGACAGCUCGUCUGAAGAGGAGGACGGGGAUAAUCUGGAGGAAGACCUGGCAGACAUCUCGUGUGAGAUCGCCAUCAAACAGAAGCUGAUAGAUGAACUGGAGGUGAGCCAGAAGAAGAUGCAGGUGCUGAAGUACCAGUACGAGGAAAAACUCCUGAACCUGCAGCAGAAAAUACAGGCUACGCAACAGGAGAGGGACAAGGUGCUGGCAAACAUGGAGUCCGUGGACCACAUCGCCGAAGAAAAAGCCAAGAAAAUCAAGUCUGAAUACGAAAGGAAACUCAAGAACAUGCAGGAUGAAGUGAAGAAGCUGCAGGCAGCGAAGCGUGAACACGCCCGGCUGAUGCGGAACAACGCGCAGUACGAGAAACAGCUGAAGACGCUGCGACACGACCUGGACGAGAUGAAGAAGACAAAAUGUCGCCUGAUGAAACAGAUGAGAGACGAGCAGGCGAAAAGCAGAGAGUCGGAGAACAAGAGAACGCGUGAGCUGGCCCAGCUGAAGAAGGAACAGCGUCGUCGUGACAACCUGAUCCAGCAGCUGGAGCGCGAGAAGAAGCAGCGAGAACUCGUCCUCAAACGCAAACAAGAAGAAGUCAACUCCCUUCGCAAACAGGCUCGACCAGUAUCUGGCAAAGUCGGCGACUCGCGAAAGAAAGCGCCAACGGAUCCCCAAGCGACAAACGGGCACGCGGAAGAGAAGCCCGACCUCGCGCCCAAACCCCGCCCUAGAACUGCUCCCUCCGUGCGAUCUGCUGCUAGCUCGACAAAAGGUAGCCAAUCGAAACCCUCGAGUGCAAUGGAAAAACCCGGUGCAAUACGCGGCAGUCACAUUCCAGCUCCGACGUCCACCCCGCGUCGGGUUAAACACCAGCGGAGGCAGUCGUCGGAGAAAAUGGCGAAAAUGAAGUGGCAAUCGCUGGAAAAACGGGUGGGGGAAGUCAUCGCACGGCGACAGACGAUAAACCACAUGGAGCGCGACAUGGAGAGAUGGCUACAGGAGCGAGAGAAGCUGGGAAAACGGAUCGAACGAAUCAAGCAGAAGAGAAACAAGGCUGUGGAGGAGUGUAAAGAUCCCAAAGUCCUACAGGAGUUGCAGGACCAGAUAACUGUGCUCAAUGACAACAUUGAUAACGUUAAUGACAACAUCAUGGAGAGCCAAAACAGCAUCAUGCAGAUGUCUGAGGAGGGAGAUCCUGUGGACAUCACAGCUGUCAUCAACUCCUGUUCCAUUGAGGAGGCUCGGUACCUACUGGAACACUUCCUGAACAUGGUCAUCACUAAAGGCAUGUACGCUGCACAGAAGGAGACAGAGUGCAAGGAGCGUGAAGCUAAGGUCCACACGUUAGAGCACAGCUACAACAUGACCCAGGACCUGCUACAGCACCUGAUCCAGGGGCAGGCAGAGUACGACCCAGAACUGGAGGAGGUUCUCGGGAACUCCAUGGCCGCCGUCGCCCCUAGCAACAGCAGCAGCGCCUCGUCCACGCGGUCCGCCUCUCCCGUCAACGAGGCUGAGGAUAAAGUAACGGACCUGGCAGAGAUCGGAACCAGGCUUGCUGCGAUGGAAGCUCAACAGAAGAAGGAGAAAGCCAGAAGAAGAACAGCCACCCCUAGUGACCUCCUCUUCGCAGACAGCAGUGACUCGAACUCAGACAUCGCUUCAUGUGACAUCGUCAAACCCUCUCCCACAACUCUUAUCCCAUUGGCGGAGCAAAAUGACGAAUCAACCAAUCAGGAAAGGGCGGAUGAGGUUGAUGCUGCUAAACUGAUGCCGCCACCCGCUGCUCCUCUAACAAAGCCCCCUCAAGUUUCCUCGCAAUCCACUGGCGGGCUCCGACGAAGUAAAUCCGGGUCGAGUCUACCGACAACGCAGGUCAACGCCGCACCACCGGACAAGAGGUCAACGACCCCAAGCAUGCGACGGAAAACGUACACUAAACCACCUCCUCCGAUCUCUCGGACAAACUCUACAUCGGAUACAGGGUCGGAUAUGACGAUAACGCCGCCUGGUUCACCAACGUCGCUCCGGCCUCCAGAUCAGAACGUGUUUGCUAGACUGAGCGCGCCGAGUAACAGCCCGCACAAACUCGAUAAAGGUUCCAUUAACCCGUACAACAGCGGCCGUUCUGCGUCGCGAUCGUCCCCGCUCACGUGCAUGCACCUCGCCGAGGGGCACACGAAAGCCGUCCUCUCAGUCGACGCAACAGACGACCUUCUGUUCAGCGCCUCGAAGGACAGAACAGUGAAGGUUUGGAACCUUGUGACAGGCCAGGAGAUCAUGACCUUACCUGGACAUCCCAACAACGUGGUGGCGGUUCGCUACUGCUCGUACACGGGACUGGUGUUCAGUGUGUCCACGUACUUUGUGAAGGUCUGGGAUAUUAGAUCGAGCUCAGCAAAAUGUGUGAAAACUCUCACUUCUGCUGGCCAGGUGCAGACCAGCAUGGUAAGCACCACGACCACGCGCACCCUGUCCAUGCCGGCGGGAGAAACUCAGAUCAACGACAUCCGGCUCAACCGCUCCGGGUCCCGUCUGUACGCCGCCGCGGGGAACACCAUCCGCGUCUGGGACCUGAACAAGUUCCAGCCAGUUGGGAAGCUGACGGGCGGACACUCGGCCGCCGUGAUGGUCAUGGGCCACGGAGGGACCAGGAACGAUACGCCCGUCGUCGUCUCAGGGUCGAAGGAUCACUACAUCAAGGUGACCUUGUGUUCCAGAGAACAUGACGGAAGCAUCAACGCCAAGUACAACCUGGAGCCGCCUCACUACGACGGGAUCCAGUCCCUCGCCAUCAUGGGAGACUUCCUGUUCAGCGGCUCACGCGACACCUGCAUCAAGAAAUGGGACCUCGCCAACCAGCAACUUAGACAGUCGAUCAGCAAUGCGCACAAGGACUGGGUGUGUGCGCUGGACUUCGUGCCAGGCCGGCAGAUGUUGCUAAGCGGUUGCCGGGCGGGGCAGCUGAAGGUGUGGCAGAUGGAGGACUGCUCGCUGGUCGGAGAGGUCAAAGGUCACGACAGCCCCAUCAACGCUAUCUGUUCUAACUCUUCACAUAUAUUCACAGCUUCAAGUGACCGUAACAUUCGCAUAUGGCGGCCGCAAAGCGCGCUGGACGGGCAAAACUCCGACAACACCGACACCAACGAUGAGGGGCAUGCCAGCAUAUAAACCUUCACUGCAACAUGUCAAUCAUUACCAUAGUAACCAGGUUGCCAUGACAACACAUUACAUCACCAUGGCAACCAGGUAGUCAUGG
Molecule: messenger RNA, 5419 nt
Organism: Branchiostoma belcheri (Belcher's lancelet)
Lineage: Eukaryota; Metazoa; Chordata; Leptocardii; Amphioxiformes; Branchiostomatidae
Product: kinesin-like protein KIF21A
Biological process (GO): microtubule-based movement; mitotic spindle organization
Molecular function (GO): ATP binding; microtubule binding; microtubule motor activity
Source: RefSeq, a predicted model, not a curated record